Molecule: messenger RNA, 1527 nt
Organism: Capronia coronata CBS 617.96
Lineage: Eukaryota; Fungi; Ascomycota; Eurotiomycetes; Chaetothyriales; Herpotrichiellaceae
Exons: 1
Coding region: 1-1527 (508 amino acids)
Source: RefSeq, a predicted model, not a curated record
AUGUCGAGAUCGAUCUUUACCUCCACGUUUCGAGUCCUGUCCGAUUUCCUCAGACCUCCAGUACAGACUCCAACCCCGAACUCCGCCGAACUACAAGGCUCCGCUAGGCAAGUGGACUUCGACGACGUUGUUGGCCAGCAAGCCGCUGCAACACAUCGCCAGCAAGGAAGAAAGCGCAAGGCUGAGGAAGGUGAUCUGGAGGUGCCGCCAUUGAAGCGUGGGAUGAUUGAAGAUCGACACCCUCUGCGCCCCAAUGAAGACAAUCCCGGUGUAGACAUGACCCAACAUGGAGCCAACUCCUUUGCAGCGAAGAGUACUACUGGGAUGCGCAAAGAAAUAGAGCGAACGUUGAUGCCACCUCCACCUACACCCCACCGAUUUGCCAACUACAGACCCGGGCAACGCGGGGAAAUAAUGUCAAAGCCGGGUAUGACUACGUGGGCCGAUGAAGAUACUAUGUCGUUUGCGUCCUCUGCUUUGAGAAGGAGAAAAGUCGAAGACAUGGAUGACCAUGCUAUGGAAGACGCAAGAAGGCAUGCCGCAGCCAUCAGGCUACCCCCGAGGUCAGGAAUCUGGUCGCAAACGGAGCGUGAGCUCUUUUUCCAUCUUGCCUAUCGGGGAUUUGAAGCACUGUUACCUGAGAACUGGAUGCUUGACUUCGAUACCCUACCAAUCAGUCUCUUCGCACAGGGAAACGCCGCAGGUGUCCCGGUCAUCCACAACGUGAGAGACAAUCAAUUCCGAGCCUCCCAUGCUCUACGCCGACUCUUCGAAAUUGGUCACGACGUGCGUGACCGAACUUAUCUUAGUCCCGGCUCGAGAAGAGAGAAGGUUCUCGAGCGGGCGGUUAAACGGUACCUGUACUGGGCGCUGACGGAUGUUGGACUGCGACCUUCGUCAAGGUCACACCAGAUACCCGUCCAUGCCUUGGUCACUAAACGCGCCGGUCUUUCUACCCUUCAAACACUGGAAGAGAUAGCCCUAAAGCUACACCACCUUUCGCUACGGCAUCAAAGGGCUCGGGGCCUCCAUCACAGUAUUGAAGACGAAUCACUGCAUGCCUCCAACGUGGACGAGACUAGAGUCGUUGCUGACGACGAUUCCUCGCCGACGCUCAUCGGCCUGGUCAUUAUCUCCUCGGUCAUUGCGAUCGUGACACUCAGUCCAUUUUCUGUUCAGCCGGCGCAGCAAUCGAUUCGUCAGACAGCCUCACCACCGGGUUCCGAGCCUGACAUUAACUCCUCGACUCUCGAUGCUUUAGACUUCAACCCCGAUAGGUUGCGGAUUAUUGCAGAACUCGAUUUCAGUCAGCAGGAUCAGGAUGUCUGGAACGCUCUUGGGGUAGCCAUCGUCGCAAUGCAGAUCCGGAAAGAGGCUUUGAAGGCGAAUGCUGGGUUAUCCUACGACGACAUUGGCGGAGCAGGUGGCGAUGCAAUGUCGAUAGACGGGUCAAGGUUUGAUGAUAUGGAUGAAACGUUUGGGAGUGCCUCCAAAGCCGAAGCCGGAGUGGACGAUCCGGACCUCUGA